AUGUUAUUUUCAUUACCUUUUCAAGUUAUUUGUCAGCAGUUUUCUUUUCUUGAUUUUAACUUUUUACGACAAAAUUCCGGUAUAAAAUUAUAUACAAAGAAUUAUUUAAAGCUAAAAUUUCAUACAAAAAUUUUCUUAAUUCAAAUGUUUCAGGAAUUUCCUAAAAAUAAUUCGACGAUAGCAAACAGUGACUAUUGCGAUGAUAAUGAAGGAGAAGAGGAGAAGCAAUAUCCGAUAAAAAAAUUUAGCACUUCGUAUAAUCUGGGGAUCGCUUUCGAAGAUUUGAUAAAAGUAGUCAUUAAUGUGAUGAAAGAAACUGGAAUAAUUAAUAAAAAAGUUUCGGACAAAGAAAAUCCAGAAGAAAUCCUCAGAAAAAAACGAAAAAUGAACAAUGAAGCAGCAGCGCGAUAUAGACGACGACAAAAAGAAUUUCGUGAGGAUGUCGAAUUGGAAUUUGAGAAUUUAUUAAACAAAAAUGAAUCCCUAAAAAAGGAAAUUAAACGUUUAAAGCACGAAGUAGAUGAAUUAAAAGAAUUUUUGCUGCACGAGAAAAAUCCCUUUUUUUAA
Messenger RNA from Dracunculus medinensis (Guinea worm), 567 nucleotides. The record is from the annotation of a GenBank genome assembly. NCBI's taxonomy places the organism in Eukaryota, Metazoa, Nematoda, Chromadorea, Rhabditida, Dracunculidae.